AUGGAGGAGGAUGGGACGUUCUUCGACAAAGAGCGCGACCGUCUGACCGCCGAGAUCAGCAGCGGCUUCGAGGAGCUGCUGUCCUCGAGCAACAACCUCAACAGAAAGCUCGAGGAGGUGCUCGGCAUGACACGGGAGUACGAGACAAUCGCUGCGCUAUGGCAGAGCUUCCACGAGCUCAUGCGGGGCCACCAAGACGAGGGCGAGGCUGCUGCGGAGGCCGAGCCACACGGGCUCCCGGGGACGGGUGGACACGUUCUCGCGGCGUCGAAGUCGGGGAACGGGGGGACGGACCAACAACAACAGGGGUCAUAA
This is a messenger RNA of Trametes versicolor FP-101664 SS1, 315 nucleotides long. RefSeq lists its product as uncharacterized. The record is from RefSeq and is a predicted model, not a curated record. Gene Ontology annotation, cellular component: mitotic spindle pole body; mitotic spindle; DASH complex. NCBI's taxonomy places the organism in Eukaryota, Fungi, Basidiomycota, Agaricomycetes, Polyporales, Polyporaceae. Bases 1 to 315 code for a protein of 104 amino acids. The transcript is spliced from 2 exons.